Saccharomycopsis crataegensis is the source of this 1899-nucleotide messenger RNA. It is a transcript of the gene SPB4, whose product is annotated as ATP-dependent RNA helicase SPB4. The record is from RefSeq and is a predicted model, not a curated record. The transcript has a single exon. Gene Ontology annotation, cellular component: nucleolus. Bases 1 to 1899 code for a protein of 632 amino acids. Gene Ontology annotation, molecular function: ATP binding; nucleic acid binding; RNA helicase activity. NCBI's taxonomy places the organism in Eukaryota, Fungi, Ascomycota, Saccharomycetes, Ascoideales, Saccharomycopsidaceae.
AUGUCACAGAAAAAAGGGAAUCUUUUGUGGAGUAAGGUCAACUGUGACUUGAGUCCCUGGAUCCUUGAUGCUGUGGCUGCUGAAGGGUUUGAAAAUAUGACCCCAGUUCAGGCAUCUACAAUUCCAUUAUUUUCUGGAAAUAAGGAUGUUGUUGUGGAAGCUGUAACUGGUUCUGGGAAAACAAUUUCCUUUGUGAUUCCUAUCCUCCAAAGAUUGUGCCGGGCCACCGAUUUCAAACGAGGCCAUGUGUUUGCUAUGGUGAUUGCCCCAACAAGAGAAUUGGCAAUUCAGAUCAACAACGUAUUUGAAAGCAUCUUGAAAUAUUAUCCUGAAGACGAAGAAAUACAAAAGCAAAUGGGGAUCCCAAAAGAUAUAAAAACUCAACAGAUCGUGGGGUCAUUAACUAGUUUCCAAGAAGAUAUGCAAACAUUUAUGGAAGAGAAACCACAGAUUCUUGUGGGGACCCCAGGGAAAUUGGCAGAAUUCAUUUCUUCUAGUGCCAUCAUCAAAAAGACUAAAGAUUUUGAUUGUCUAGUCCUUGAUGAAGCAGAUAGAUUGUUGGAUAUCAGUUUCGAGGCCACUAUCAGGGAGAUUGUUAGAAAAUUACCUAGACAAAAGAGAAUUGGGUUGUUUUCGGCCACUAUUUCCAGUGCUGGAGACAUGAUUUUCAAGAUUGGGAUGGCUAACCCGGUGAAGAUUGCCGUGAAAAGUUCCAAUACCAUGAAUGCCGCCCCAAAGACUUUGAGUAUCAAUUACCUCGUUGUUAAACCGGAUGAUAAAAUCAAGAUGUUGUUCAACUUGUUAUCAUCUUUAGAUUUCAAAAAGACAAUUAUCUAUUUUCCAACCUGUGUUUCUGUGAAUUAUUUCUACGCAAUGUUCUGUCAUUUACUCCACCAAGCCAGCGAAAAGACUCAAUCUGAAUUGAAGUUCUUUUCUAUUCAUGGAAAAUUGCAGCUCAAGGCCAGAGUGAAAACAUUAGAGAAUUUUGCAGCAAAUGCAAAGACUGACAAGUCAAUAUUGAUGGCCACAGAUGUGGCUGCAAGAGGUAUAGACAUUCCAGAUGUGGAUUUAGUUAUCCAAAUGGAUCCACCAACUGAUCCAGAUGUGUUUUUACAUAGAUGUGGGAGAACUGGGAGAGCCAACAAGGUGGGUAAAGCCAUUGUAUUACUAAAUGAGGGACGUGAGGAAGAUUACUUGGAAUUUAUGAGAGUCAAGAAAGUUGAUAUGGGUAAUUUUUCAGAUAUGCAUCCAGAAGUCGACUUGUCAAAACUAGAUUUGAAUUUGAGUAUGGCUUAUGGGUUCAAGAAUAGGUUAGAUAAAAUUGUGGAGAGGUGGAUAUUAGAAGAUAGAAGCAGAUAUGACUUAUCAGUACGAUCAUACGUUGGAUUUGUAAGAUACUACUCCAAGCAUUCGGCGUUAUCAAUCUUUAGACUCGAAACCUUCGAUUAUAUUGGCAUGGCCAAAGCAUAUGGGUUGAUUAGACUCCCAAGGAUGCCGGAAACCAAAUAUAUUGAUGAUGCCAAAUUGGAAGAAUUUAAAGAUGGGUGGUUGAUUAAAAAGCAAAUUAAUUUAGACGAGUUCAAGUAUUUGAAUGAACAAAAGGAGGCUGCGAGAUUAGAAGAGCUUAAAAAUACCACCAAAAAGGAGCAAGAGAAGCUCAAGAGAAAAGAGAUGAAGAAAUUGAAUGAAGCAUGGUCCAAUAAAACCAACGCAAGGGAGAGUAGAGAUACCAGAAGAGAGAAAAUGAAAAGAAAAAGAGAAGCUAUUGAAAAGGAAAUUGCUGCGCAAAAAGGUAGUGAUGACAGCGAUGAAGAUAUUCAAGAAGAUUGGAAAGAUAUCGUUAGAAGUAAAAAGAAGAAGAAGCAAGGGGCUGUUAUGGGGAAUUUUGAUGGAUUGUGA